Molecule: messenger RNA, 1839 nt
Organism: Thermochaetoides thermophila DSM 1495
Lineage: Eukaryota; Fungi; Ascomycota; Sordariomycetes; Sordariales; Chaetomiaceae
Exons: 4
Coding region: 1-1839 (612 amino acids)
Biological process (GO): positive regulation of transcription by RNA polymerase II
Cellular component (GO): nucleus
Molecular function (GO): DNA-binding transcription factor activity; transcription cis-regulatory region binding
Source: RefSeq, a predicted model, not a curated record
AUGGGGGUGUAUCCCCGCGCAGGGUUGAAUCCGGAGAUAAGCCUGCGAGGAGGGAUGCGUGGCCACGGUCAACACGAGCGACAAAUCAGGACGCAGCGGAGCUGCCGGAUAGCAGAAGAGCAAAGUUUGUCGAGGUUCCUCACGGCCAUCGAAGGGGAUGAGCGGGCGGUAGACUUUGUCCGGUGGGCUUUUCGAAGGCCUGCGGCUGGUCCAUUUCGGCCGACGCAGUGGGGUCAGACCCCGCUCAGCCGUUCGAACCCCCAAAACUUGCAGUUCGUCCCCCUGGUGCCGAAGGCGCAAAAUGACCACGGUCAUAAAGAACAGGCAAAAGUCAAGAAGCGGCUGCCGGAAGUGCAAGGAAAGGAGGGUAUCUGCCGAAACUGUCUCCAGAAGGGCUUUGUGUGUCCUGGUUAUCAGCAACGUCUGCAGUGGUCGACCAAACACGAGGUGUCGACCACCAUCAAGGCUAGCGGUCCAGCGAACUUUACUCAGCUGGUUGAUGCCGCCUCCAAGUCCAUCAUCUCGCGAUCGGCAAAGCCUGAUGCUCCUAGUCACAAUGCAGCACAGGCGAAGGCAUCGCCAGCCCCCAGCCAACAGCUUCGUCCCCCUUCCGUCGCAUCCCCCAUGACAACCGCAGAAUCACCUUCAUCAUCUUCAUCAACCUUAUCGCCACCUCCUCAGCCCGAAGACCAAGCAGAUUCUGUUGACAACAGUGACGCUCUUGUCCCCAUCGUGCACACGCCAGAAGAACAGUACCUCGAAGUUAAUGUAGCCGCGGAGCCGCCCCUAGUAGAUAUUCCAUCUUUUCUCAUAAAUCAUUGGUUCAACGCCGUCUGUUCAUCAUGGUCUGCCCUGGACUCGCAAAACAACCCUUAUCGCGUCUUGACGAAUCAGCUUUGGAGGCACUCCAGUGCUGUUUACUUCGCCCUCCAGUCCAUUUCGGCGGCUUCUCUGGUCGAACGUCUCCCUGCCGUCAUGAAAGAGACGGCUCAGUGGGCACCGCGCCGUGCCCAUGAAGUCAUUCAAAACGAACUUGUCGCCUAUUCCUCCGGGCUGCGGUCGGAGUUCCCUAGCGACUUGUUCCUGGCAUUGUUUUGUAUGAGUUCUUCCAUGUGCUGGAUGGAGGCCCGUCAACUCGGCCAAGGGUAUGUCAGGGAAGCUCGCAGAUUGCUCAGGUUGGUGAAUCCUGAGCGACUCUCGCAGGCGGACCUAGCAUUGUAUAACUUCUUUAGUGGAUGUCUGAUUUAUGAGGAGAUGCUUCGCAGUGUCGUCAGCGAGGAUGAAACAGACAUUGAGCACAUGCUUAGCUGGCCUGAGCCUGCUUUGCCGUCAGGUCCUCGCCUUCCAAGCGCCUCCCAUUAUUGGACUGGUGUUCCUAUCGAUGUGCUCAGGCUGUUUGGGAAAGCCAUGGCCCUUGUCAGGAGGUCUCGCAAUCGAUGGCGAAUGAAUGAUGGCACGAGCUACCAGGUCCUCCAAGGUGCGAUGAAGGAUAUCGAAGAAGCUGGCAAAGUUGAAGCUUCUUUAAUGGCCCUCAUCAUUCCACAACUCCUCGUGUCCAGCAAUGAUCCACAAGCGACUGCACAAGCACAGAACUUGCACUAUACUACCGAAGCAUAUCGAUUGAGCUCCCUUUUGCAGCUCUAUAUAACUUUCCCCGAUCUGCGCGAUUGCAGGCUGUCGACGACGUGUAAAGAGUCAAGCAGACCGACAGGUCCCGAGUUUCUAACGUCUUUAGCAUUGAGUAUUACCGAUGUGCUCAAGAAGGUGCCUGCUCGCAGUCUGGGCUGUAUCCAGCCCCUUGACUUCACAGCCUUUUCGGAUGACAACCUCCUGGAGUAA